AUGGCCUCACCCUUUCGGGGAAAGCCCUCUCCGGCCCGGGCGGAAUCCAUCCGCUCCGAGGAGACGGCGACGGUCAGCGUGGAGACCUCGUCCCAUCGCGUGGAGACAUCCUACCGUCACUUGCGGACAUCUUCCCGGCAGGUGGAGACCACCCAGCGCCGCAGCGAGGAGCCCUCCGUCUCCCGCUCUGGGAAGAGACUCCCUCGAGUCCUCGAGGUGUCCUCCCAGCACGUGGAAACCCGCUCGCAGCUCACGGAGACGGCUUCCCGCCACGUCAGGGCCUCGUCCCUGCGGGUGGAGACGUCUGUGCACCGCGUGGAGAGCCCGCCACGGCGGGAGAAGCCGUCCGCCCGCCAGAACGUCCAAAAGGCCCGAUGA
Messenger RNA from Rangifer tarandus platyrhynchus (Svalbard reindeer), 378 nucleotides. The record is from the annotation of a GenBank genome assembly. Lineage: Eukaryota; Metazoa; Chordata; Mammalia; Artiodactyla; Cervidae.